This is a messenger RNA of Cooperia oncophora, 699 nucleotides long. The record is from the annotation of a GenBank genome assembly. Lineage: Eukaryota; Metazoa; Nematoda; Chromadorea; Rhabditida; Trichostrongylidae.
AUGUUCAAUGACGAUGAUUUGUUCGGCUUCGGCGGAAUGCACAGAUUCAUCCACCACAGCACGGGCCUUGCAACGUCUGAUUCUUAUCUGUUUCGAUCUCUGCAAAACUCCCUUGAUGGUGAGAAAAUGGCCGGCCAAAGCACCGUUGGAAAUUAUGUGGCCAAGUUUUUGGGUCCCCCGCCACCGCCUCAUCAUCGCCAAGUCGCUCGCCCGUUUGACCCUUUUCGUGGAUUUGGCGGCCUAUUUUCCGAGGAUCUACAAGAACGUGCUAUGAACGAUCCAAAUUCUCAUGUUUACUCGCAGUCGACUAUGGUGACGUUUGGCGGCGAUGGACAGCCUCGCGUUGUCGAAAAUUCUGUACGGAAGAGUGGCGAUGUGAAAGAAACCAGGAGAGCACUUCGUGACGGAGCACGAGAGGAGAUGUCCAUCGGCCAUACAAUAGGCGAUCGAACGCAUAUCAUUGAGAAGAAAAGAGACAAGGACGGCAAUGUUCGUCGUCAGCAGCGAUUUGUGAACCUCGACGAAGGUAGUCAUUUUAAAGUAAUUACUGCGCAAGCGCGGGAUGAUAGGUUCAAGGAGAAGAUGCACACUCACAGCUUACCCAAAUGGAUCGAGGACUCCGGACCUUGCACACGCACCACUCCAUAUAUGCGGCUUGGGCAAGCUUAUACUAAUCCACUGACUGACGUAGAUUUAUAG